AUGGACUUUGAAUUAGAGCCUACUUUAGAGCUGAUUGUGGAGCAUGACUCCCUCAAAUGGAUCUUUGUAGGAGGAAAGGGAGGUGUUGGUAAGACUACGACAUCAUCUUCGAUAGCAGUCCAAUUGGCACUUUCAAAACCAAAUGAUCAGUUUUUGCUCAUUUCCACGGACCCAGCCCACAACUUGUCCGAUGCUUUCUGCCAGAAAUUCGGCAAGGACGCUAGACCCGUCGAGGGCUUGCCAAACUUGUCGUGUAUGGAAAUCGACCCAGAAGCAGCCAUGUCUGAUUUACAGCAACAGGCAUCGCAAUAUAACAACGAUCCCAGUGAUCCUAUGAAGAACAUAAUGAACGAUAUGACUGGGUCGAUCCCCGGUAUUGAUGAGGCAUUGUCGUUCAUGGAAGUUCUCAAGCAUAUCAAGAAUCAAAAGGCAUCAGAUGGAGAUUCUGAUGAAAAGACCGUGGCCUACAAAACCAUUAUUUUCGAUACUGCUCCUACAGGACACACGUUGCGUUUCCUUCAGUUGCCAGCUACACUCGAAAAGCUCUUGGGCAAGUUUAAGCAGUUGUCCGGUAAAUUGGGACCCAUGUUGAACAUGUUGGGAGGUGGUCAACAGCAAGACAUCUUUGAAAAGAUGAACGAGAUACAAAAGAAUGUCAGCGAGGUCAAUGAACAGUUCACGAACCCUGACUUGACCACGUUUGUCUGUGUGUGUAUUUCCGAGUUCUUGUCGUUAUACGAGACCGAGAGAAUGAUCCAAGAGUUGGUGUCGUACAACAUGGAUGUCAAUAGUAUUGUGGUGAACCAGCUUUUGUUUGCCGAUAACGAUGGCAGCUGCAAACGGUGUGCGUCCAGAUGGAAGAUGCAGCAAAAGUAUUUGGAUCAAAUGGCUGAGCUCUAUGAAGAUUACCAUGUUGUAAAGAUGCCAUUAUUGGGUACUGAAGUGAGAGGUAUUGACAAUUUGAAGAAGUUUAGUAAGUUUUUGCUUUCACCAUACGACCCAGAAAAGGAUGGUUCGUUGGUUUUUGACAUGGAAGAAAAAUAA
Meyerozyma guilliermondii ATCC 6260 is the source of this 1044-nucleotide messenger RNA. Its product is annotated as guanine nucleotide exchange factor. Gene Ontology annotation, biological process: post-translational protein targeting to endoplasmic reticulum membrane. NCBI's taxonomy places the organism in Eukaryota, Fungi, Ascomycota, Pichiomycetes, Serinales, Debaryomycetaceae. Gene Ontology annotation, cellular component: GET complex. The record is from RefSeq and is a predicted model, not a curated record. The coding region runs from base 1 to 1044 and encodes 347 amino acids. The transcript has a single exon. Gene Ontology annotation, molecular function: ATP hydrolysis activity; ATP binding.